This is a messenger RNA of Echinococcus granulosus, 1098 nucleotides long. RefSeq lists its product as hypothetical. The transcript is spliced from 9 exons. NCBI's taxonomy places the organism in Eukaryota, Metazoa, Platyhelminthes, Cestoda, Cyclophyllidea, Taeniidae. The record is from RefSeq and is a predicted model, not a curated record. Bases 1 to 1098 code for a protein of 365 amino acids.
AUGCAGCAUUUGUGGUCACUUUUCACAAAUCAAGAAUUUCCGCAUUUAUUAGCAAAUGCACUCUGCUUAUCUUGCGCAGUUCCACCAAGGACUGAAUUAUGCGUUUAUCAUGCAAAUUGUAUGUUCAUAUAUACAAAAGCACAUUCUGAAUGCUUAAGUGACAGGACAACAUAUAAUGAUGGAAAAGGAAGCAACGUAAUCAUGGAAAUCACUGUAAAGGUAUGUGAAAUGUUCACUGAAACCACAUUCAAAUACUCAUAUUCCUGCAGUGCUGGAUGCUUAAGUGACAGGACAACAUAUAAUGAUGGAAAAGGAAGCAACGUAAUCAUGGAAAUCACUGUAAAGUGGGGAAAACUCACUACAAUCGUCCGCAACAAAAUCCUUCGUCAUUGCAAAGUCUGCUACGACAGCAGUAGCAAAGGUGGCUGGGAUUCCAAAUGGGUCGACAUUCACACUUCUCCCUUCGUACUUCGUGCAUUAAGUUUAGAAGGUAAAAAAGAACGAAUUUUUAAUGACGCUACUAGGGUGUGUAAAAAAUCUACUGAAAUCGAAUUCAAACACUCAUAUUCCUGCAAUGCUUUCAUGAAAUUCAUGAAGCACAUUAAAUUUGUCCACAAAUGUCCAGUUGAUCCCACCCAGGAAGGUGGUUUGUAUCUGACCAGCAUAACAGGUUUGCUUUUACAUCAGCAACAAUUUUUUGCACUUAAAAGCAAACGUGUUUUUAACAAUAAGUCAACUACGCGUCCAAAUCACGCUUUGAAGAAUGUUGGAAUCGCUCCUGAGUUGCUCGCAAAAAAAAAAAAUUUCGCCACUCCAAUUUUAACUCCACAGACAACUCUUCCCAAUUCUUCAUUACUCUUUUUGUCUACUAUCACUACUGCAUUCGACAAUCCCAUUGUCCAGCCCUUGGCUCUUUCAAACUUACUUAAUACAUCUCCAGGAAAAGAUAAUUUUAACUACUUACGUAUAUUACUAAGUGGCAUGCAUUCUGGUACAUUGCCGGCUGCCUCAUCAGCGUUUGGCAAGAAAAUGUCGGAAGGCACUCUCAAUUCACUACCUGUGAGCAUCGUAAAAGAAGAAACGCCCGUUUAUUUAUGA